Molecule: messenger RNA, 612 nt
Organism: Nicotiana tabacum (common tobacco)
Lineage: Eukaryota; Viridiplantae; Streptophyta; Magnoliopsida; Solanales; Solanaceae
Source: RefSeq, a predicted model, not a curated record
AUGGAGGAUUCGUUGAUGAGAAUCUCCACGGAAUAUGCAUCCGAUGAUUUUGACGAAGCUGCCUACAUUGAAAUGGAUCCUACACUUUCUCCUUCAAAGAGUUUCUCUAACGUUAAUCCACAAGAUUUGAUCAGUUUUAAUUUUCCAACAUCAGCUGAGUCUCCAUUAACACUUGUUCAUGCUGAUGAAUUCAUAUCUAAAGGCUCAUCCCCUAUGCCUCUUCUCAUCAAUCCAAUGAAAAUGGAGAGUACUAAUUACUAUCAUUUAAAAACCAAACAAGAAGUGCACAGAGUUCUCUGCAUAUCAUUUAGGAGAUUUGGAAGAUUGUUCGAUUUUCUGAAGCCUUUGUGCCAAAAAAUAAGAUGUGAUUUUGGGUGCAAAAGUGGAAUUAGUACAAGUACAAUAGAGGGAGUGAAGAUUUAUUGUUCACAGGGGACAUCUCCAAGGACAAGCUUAACAUAUUCUGUUGAUGAUUGGCGCAGGUCUUGUGAUUCUGAGAGCUCCAUUUAUGAGGCUGUUCUUCAUUGCAAAAGAACUAUGGCAUACAUGACAAAAAACGGGGUAAUUGCGGCGGAUUUUUAUGCAUAUAGCGGCGGUUCCGAAUCGCCGUAA